Molecule: messenger RNA, 2157 nt
Organism: Dioscorea cayenensis subsp. rotundata (Guinea yam)
Lineage: Eukaryota; Viridiplantae; Streptophyta; Magnoliopsida; Dioscoreales; Dioscoreaceae
Product: ATP synthase subunit a-like
Exons: 1
Coding region: 1032-2135 (367 amino acids)
Biological process (GO): proton motive force-driven ATP synthesis
Molecular function (GO): proton transmembrane transporter activity
Source: RefSeq, a predicted model, not a curated record
UCUAAUCUUUCGUUUAUAGCUAGCUCAAUCUUAUUCGGAAUGGCAGGUCCACCUGCUGAGGGGAGGUAUUGGCCAUAAGCCCUACUUAAUUUCUCCAGCUGGACUUGAGUCCCUUCAAUAUUAUCCGGCUGGAGAAUGUUUAUGAGUAGAAUUUACCACCGAUAGAAGACUUCUCGUUCGAGAAGUUGGGGAUUGGAUCGGACUGGCCAGCUUCUGCCUAUUGAUAUGCGAUGCCCGGUCUACUAUCUUCUUCAUACGGGUCGGGAGGGAAUCACUACCCAUAUUUGAGGCGCCGUCUUGGCCAGCAAACCCUGAGGAUGAGGGGGGUAACUAGCUCCGAGUUUUCAUCCGCUUCUAGGGAGGGACCAACAUCCGAUAUGAAGGAUUCUCUGCUCCGAGAUGGGACCGAAGGGAAGAAAACAAUAAUGAUUAUUUAGGGCAGCCACUCUUAAAGUAAAGAUUGACUCUGCGUUGGGGAAGCUACUAUACCUAUAGUAUAGGCGGGAAGAGUGCCGGAUAUAAUAUCACGUAGGUUGUUAUCAGCAUACGCACCCACGAUUGGUUAUCUGUAUUGAACAAGUGCGAAAGCGGCUUCAACCUUCCCGGCGAACUACACUUUUCGUACCCGCUGAAGUAAACCGAUCAGUGAUUUGUUUUGUAUUUGGAACUAGCCACUCGUUCCUUUCCACUGCCGCCUUAGUUUGAUGUUUGGUUCCAGCGACAAUGAGCUCUGGGCAAGUGCGAUACGUCAUAAAAAAAGAAAAGGGAAAGAAGAGGAGUUAGAGCAGGGAACAAUGGACAUCCACGCCUGGGAAAGAAAGAGUAGAGUGACGCGAAGGACCUAACGCUACUCUCAAAUAUCGAUCGCGGUCUAUUGUGAUUAGGAAGGUGUUCAGUCUACCACAAAUGAAAAAGCCUAUCGAAAAUCAUGCAUUGAAUGCCAAUCAAUCCCAUCAGACUUUUUGUUGGAAAAACCAAGGCCAAGUCUAUUCAAGUCUCUAUAUUGAUUUUCGCGAGCAGAGCAGAAUGGAAUGGAAAUUCCAAUGAUUGAACAGUUAUUCAGGAGAUUAAACAUAUAUCUUAGUCAUCCAGAUCAGGAACCUGAAUGGGUGAGAUACGUUUAUAAUGACCUUAGAGAUCAGGACCUAAUGGCUAGACUUCAGUAUUUUCUUAAGGACGAGGAAAUGGAGGAUUGUGAAUUCAACCUGCCUCGUCUAAGAGAGAUUUUUUUUAAUCUAACGAGAGAGCAAAGAAAGAGUCCAUUUUAUCACCUAGUCUUUCCUGAUCAAAUGGACUAUCUUCAGGAAAUAGCAAGAAUGAGUGCUGAAAUGAGGAUCAAGGACGGCAACGGCGGCAGCCCACUUGAGCAAUUUUCCAUUCACCCAUUAAUUCUGAUGAAGAUAGGCAACUUUUAUUUCUCAUUCACAAAUCCAUCCUUGUCUAUGCUGCUCACUCUCGGUUUGGUCCUACUUCUUCUUUUUUUUGUUACGAAAAAGGGAGGGGGAAAGUCAGUGCCAAAUGCUUGGCAAUCCUUGGUAGAGCUUAUUCAUGAUUUCGUGCCGAACCCGGUAAACGAACAAAUAGGUGGUCUUUCCGGAAAUGUUAAACAAAAGUUUUCCCCUUGCAUCUCGGUCACUUUUACUUUUUCGUUAUUUCGUAAUCCCCAGGGUAUGAUACCCUUUAGCUUCACAGUGACAAGUCAUUUUCUCAUUACUUUGGCUCUCUCAUUUUCUAUUUUUAUAGGCAUUACGAUCGUUGGAUUUCAAAGACAUGGGCUUCAUUUUUUUAGCUUCUCAUUACCUGCAGGAGUCCCACUGCCGUUAGCACCUUUUUUAGUACUCCUUGAGCUAAUCCCUCAUUGUUUUCGUGCAUUAAGCUCAGGAAUACGUUUAUUUGCUAAUAUGAUGGCCGGUCAUAGUUCAGUAAAGAUUUUAAGUGGGUCUGCUUGGACUAUGCUAUUUAUGAAUAAUCUUUUUUAUUUCAUAGGAGAUCUUGGUCCUUUAUUUAUAGUUCUAGCAUUAACCGGUCUGGAAUUAGGUGUAGCUAUAUCACAAGCUCAUGUUUCUACGAUCUCAAUCUGUAUUUACUUGAAUGAUGCUACAAAUCUCCAUCAAAAUGAGUCAUUUCAUAAUUGAAUAAAAACGAGGAGCCGAAGAU